AUGUCUGACCGAUCAAUAGCUCCUGUGGGUCCACCUGACCCCUCCCUGCCUCCUGUCGGUUCGAAGAUCGGCUUCAACGAGUCUCCAUCGCUUGAUUCCCAUGAUGUCUCGCCCCCACCUGGCCAAUCGGACGACCACUCCGGCUUGGCCUUCAACAUCCCAGUCCCGGCCCACUUGAAGCCCACAGGCACACCCGGAUCAAAGCUAUUGCACAUCGAACGUAGUCAUGCUAGCUUUGAUUCAAAGUCCAUGUCACUCUACCUCUACGGCACCCCAUACUUGGAGCAACUCAAUAGAAUACUGGCGAUCGUUCAAGAUGAAGAAGCCUUCGAUAAGAAACGCCUCAACUAUCAAGGUCGCGAUGCUCGCUUCAGACAUGCCUUGAGGAAGGAGAAAAGACUCGUUCAGAUCGCUAAGGAGCACAAAUGGAAUGAAGAAGAUAUGUCAAUGGCCGAAAUGUUGAUUGAUAUGCCCGGUCCAUUUAGUCUGCAUAAGAGCAUGUUCCUCAAGACUCUUCAAGAACAAGGUGACGAGGAACAACAAAAAAUGUUCACGCAACCCGCCCUCAACUAUCAAAUCAUUGGCUGUUAUGCACAAACCGAGUUGGGACAUGGCUCUAAUGUCCAAGGGCUUGAAACUACGGCUACCUACGACAAGUCUACUCAAGAGUUCAUAAUACAUUCCCCAUCCUUGACCGCUUCGAAAUGGUGGAUUGGUGGUCUUGGUCGCGCUGCUGACCACGCAGUGGUUAUGGCGCAGCUAUACAGCAAUGGCAAAAAAUAUGGACCUCAUCCCUUUGUCGUACCAAUCCGUGACAUGCAGACUCGCGAGCCUUUACCUGGCCGAGUCAUUGGUGAUGUAGGGCCUAAGCUAGGGUACCAAACUACCGAUAAUGGUAUGAUGCUAUUUGAUCAAGUCAGAAUUCCUCACAACCAUUUGCUCGCCCGCUUUUCUCGGGUCGAUCCGCAUAGCGGUCAAUACAUCAAACCUGAUAAUGCCAAGUUGGCUUAUGGCACGAUGACGUAUAUUCGAGCGGGACUUGUCCGACAAGCUAGAAUGGUAUUGGCUCGUUCAGCUAUAGUAGCUAUUCGAUAUUGCGCCAUUAGAAGGCAGUUUGCCGAUAAGGAUGCGCCAGUGUUGGAUGGUAAAAAGCCAGCUGAAAAUCCAGUGCUUGACUAUCAGAUGGUACAAUAUCGCAUUUUUCCAAUCUUGGCACAAGCUUUCGCUUGUCAUUACACAGGACUUGAAAUGUUUCGAUUAUACAAUGAGAGUCAGAAAAACAUGAGUGAAGGAGAUUUCUCUUUACUGGCCGAUGUUCACGCCUCUUCAUCCGGACUUAAGUCCCUUUGCACCAUCAUGGCCGCACAAGCAAUAGAAGAGUGUCGUCGAGCCUGUGGGGGUCACGGCUUUUCACAAGCCUCUGGACUCGGGGCGUUAUAUGCAGACUAUUUACCUCAAGUGACCUGGGAAGGUGACAGUUAUAUGAUCACCCAACAAACGGGUAGAUAUCUCUUCAAGACCAUGCGCACCUUGUUUCAAGAUCGCAAUGCCAAGUUAUCUGCAGAAAACGUCACCGGGGAAUACAUCUUGAGAUACUUGGAAAAUCCUAACGAGAAAUCCAAAGUUGAAUACAGUGGAGAUUUCCAUGACGUUCAAGCAUUUAUCUGGGCGUAUGGGCACCGGGCGGCUUUCAUGGUGGCACAAGCCACUCGAAAGAGAGACAUUGAGCGAAGAACCUGGAACAGCCUGUUGGUAGACAUUUAUCGCUGUUCCGUGGCGCAUUGCCAGUUCUUGAUGGUUAGAAACUUUGCCCGGGUUUUACUUUACGACGAAGCACUCAAGGCCAAACCUGCGCUUCACCAUGUCAUUCAACUUGUUUUUGAGCUCUAUGCUUGUUACACGAUGGAUGUCGAAGCAAGCGAGUUCCUAGCCUCCGGCUACAUCUCCCCCAAGCAGCACGUCUUAUUGAGGAACCGAGUCUAUUCCUUGUUGGCUCAAAUCAGACCAGAAGCGGUCGCCCUAUGCGAUAGUUUCGCGGUCCCCGAUUACCUGCUAAACUCCGAGUUGGGCAGAUCAGACGGAAACGUUUACCAAAAAUUGGUCGAUUUCGCAUCGAAGGAACCGCUCAAUGGUGUCAAAUUUAACGUCAAUCCUUGGGAUAACGAACUCGCUAUCGGCGAACCCUCUUUACCAAAAUUGUGA
Messenger RNA from Puccinia triticina, 2202 nucleotides. RefSeq lists its product as uncharacterized. Gene Ontology annotation, molecular function: acyl-CoA oxidase activity; FAD binding; fatty acid binding. Gene Ontology annotation, cellular component: peroxisome. The record is from RefSeq and is a predicted model, not a curated record. NCBI's taxonomy places the organism in Eukaryota, Fungi, Basidiomycota, Pucciniomycetes, Pucciniales, Pucciniaceae. The coding region runs from base 1 to 2202 and encodes 733 amino acids. The transcript is spliced from 11 exons. Gene Ontology annotation, biological process: lipid homeostasis; fatty acid beta-oxidation using acyl-CoA oxidase.